Phycodurus eques (leafy seadragon) is the source of this 723-nucleotide messenger RNA. RefSeq names its product adhesion G-protein coupled receptor G2. The record is from RefSeq and is a predicted model, not a curated record. NCBI's taxonomy places the organism in Eukaryota, Metazoa, Chordata, Actinopteri, Syngnathiformes, Syngnathidae. The coding region runs from base 95 to 664 and encodes 189 amino acids. Gene Ontology annotation, molecular function: G protein-coupled receptor activity. The transcript is spliced from 5 exons. Gene Ontology annotation, biological process: cell surface receptor signaling pathway; adenylate cyclase-activating G protein-coupled receptor signaling pathway. Gene Ontology annotation, cellular component: membrane.
UUGCCCAGCCAGGCGGCGGCGCUGUCGGCUCCCUGAGCUCUGCUUUUACGUGGCGCUGGCGCAGCACUACUCCCUGCUGGCCACCUUCAGCUGGAUGGCGCUGGAGAGCUUCCACCUCUACCUGCUCGUCGUGCGCGUCUUCAACAUCUACAUUCGCAGAUACAUGCUCAAGCUCGGCUUGGUGGGAUGGAGUAUUCCCGCCGCCAUCGUGAUCCUGGUGGUCUUCAUAGAACCAGGCGGUUACGGGCGCGUGGCCCUGGACGUGACCGACCCCAACAGCACUCAAAUAUGCUACAUGGUGGGCAGCACGGUGAAGAUGGUGAGCACACUGGGGGUCUUCACCGUAGUGUUUGCCUUCAACAUCGUUAUGUUCGCGGUGACCAUCCACCGUUUGAUCGGCCACCGCUACAGGAAACGGUUUGGUCAGGACGAGCGAGGGCGAGCCAAGCAGAACAUCAUCACGGUGCUGGGACUCAGCGCCCUGCUGGGCAUCACCUGGGGCCUCAUCUUCUUCUCCUUCGGCCACCUGACCACAGUGGGCCUCUACCUCUUCUGCAUCCUCAACUCACUGCAAGGUUUCUUCAUCUUUUUGUGGUUCGUCAUGUCUUUGAGAAAGUCGAGAUCCUCGACGGCGAGCAGUAAAACGCCGAGCGCGAGCAGCUGAGCCGCGGAGACCUUCACCGUGAACUUACUAACGAUGACAAAUAAAUCCUAUUCUAGCUA